AGCAGGCUGAGCCCUCACCCCUGCUCCCUGAGGCCUGUGUGCCCAGCGUUCUGUCUGUUUCUUUCCUGCUGUCAGAACCCCUGUCCUGAGGCUCGCCCACAUCCUGGCUGACAGACAGCCUUUGGCAAGGCUUCAGGAAAGUCUAACCUCCGGGGUCAUCAAGGCUGGUGUCAGAGGUGUCCAAGGGGGCACCCAGACAGGUUCCCAGGUGGCAGAACGCCUGCGUCCCUGGAGGAGCCACCUCUCAGCUUUGGGUGGGUGCGGCAGAAACCCUCGUGACCUUGCUGCUGACAUUCCUCAGAAGCCACGUGGUCCCAACUGGCAGGGACAGCUGCAGACAGGGGCUGAACCAGCCUUGUUCCCAGGGUGGCGCCCGUUGUCCAUCCAGGCCCCGCUCCGCUCCCAGGGUUGCUUUGCCUCCCAGCGUUCAGUGGGCAGCCGGUACCGUGGAGCCAACACCAUGAGGGUCUAGAGGCGCCUGGCCCACCACAGUCUUUGCAAGUGGUCAGGCUGUGGGAGGAUGGGGCAGGACCAGACAAAGCAACAGAUCGAAAAGGGACUGCAGCUGUACCAGUCCAACCAGACAGAGAAGGCACUGCAGGUGUGGAUGAAGGUGCUGGAGAAAGGCUCCGACCUCGUGGGCCGCUUCCGGGUGCUGGGCUGCCUGGUCACAGCUCACUCGGAGAUGGGCCGCUACAAAGAGAUGCUGAAGUUUGCUGUGGUCCAGAUUGACACCGCACGGGAGCUGGAGGAUGCCGACUUCCUGCUGGAAAGCUACCUGAACCUGGCACGCAGCAACGAGAAACUGUGUGAGUUCCACAAAACCAUCUCCUACUGCAAGACCUGCCUUGGCCUGCCUGGUGCCAGGGCUGGUGCCCAGCUUGGGGGCCAGGUCAGCCUGAGCAUGGGCAAUGCUUUCCUGGGCCUCAGCCUCUUCCAGAAGGCCCUAGAGAGCUUUGAGAAGGCCCUGCGCUAUGCCCACAACAAUGAUGACACCAUGCUGGAGUGCCGUGUCUGCUGCAGCCUGGGCAGCUUCUACGCCCAGGUCAAGGACUAUGAGAAAGCCUUGUUCUUCCCCUGCAAGGCUGCAGAGCUUGUCAACGACUAUGGCAAAGGCUGGAGCCUCAAGUAUCGGGCCAUGAGCCAGUACCACAUGGCUGUGGCCUACCGUCUGCUAGGCCACCUGGGCAGCGCCAUGGAGUGUUGUGAGGAAUCCAUGAAGAUUGCUCUGCAGCAUGGUGACCGGCCACUGCAGGCACUCUGUCUGCUCUGCUUUGCUGAUAUCCACCGGAGCCGGGGGGACCUGGAGACAGCCUUCCCGAGGUACGACUCUGCUAUGAGCAUCAUGACGGAGAUUGGAAACCGCCUGGGGCAGGUGCACGUGCUGCUGGGUGUGGCCAAGUGCUGGAUGGCCAGGAAGGUGUUGGACAAGGCUUUGGAUGCCAUUGAGAAAGCCCAGGACCUGGCUGAAGAGGUUGGAAAUAAGCUGAGCCAGCUCAAGCUGCACUGCCUGAGUGAGGGCAUCUACCGCAGCAAAGGUCUGCAGCGGGAGCUGCGCGCGCACGUGGUGAGGUUCCAUGAGUGUGUGGAGGAGACUGAGCUCUACUGCGGCCUGUGUGGCGAGUCCAUCGGGGAGAAGAACAGCCGUCUGCAGGCCCUGCCCUGCUCCCACAUCUUUCAUCUCAGAUGCCUGCAGAACAAUGGCACUCGGAGUUGUCCCAACUGCCGCCGCGCCUCCAUGAAGCCAGGCUUCGUGUGACCUCAGUGGCCGUCUUCGGCGUUGACAUCACUUCCCUCGGCUCCUUCUCCACCAUCAGGCUGAAGGCCCGGUGACAUUCUAAGGUAGCUGCCCGGGCCUCCUUUGGCAACUCAGGCCCGGGGGCUUGCCUGCUGCUCCUCUGGGCCUAGCUCCCCUCCCCGGCCUCUUUGUAUUUCGUUCUUUAUAGAAAAAUAAAAUGUUUGUACCUGGU
Molecule: messenger RNA, 1970 nt
Organism: Peromyscus maniculatus bairdii (prairie deer mouse)
Lineage: Eukaryota; Metazoa; Chordata; Mammalia; Rodentia; Cricetidae
Gene: Rapsn
Product: receptor associated protein of the synapse
Biological process (GO): synaptic transmission, cholinergic; positive regulation of neuromuscular synaptic transmission
Cellular component (GO): neuromuscular junction; plasma membrane
Molecular function (GO): acetylcholine receptor binding; protein-membrane adaptor activity
Source: RefSeq, a predicted model, not a curated record